CCCAAACCAUGGGAUCAAUGGAGCCGGAGUCGGAUCCGGCCCAAGACAUCCAUACAUCGAAAACGCCCCCGGCGCACGUUAGCGCUCACCCUCUUUGCUUCUGGGUCCUUCGAUCGUUCCCCCCUUUAUCUUUCCAACCUUCUCUGGAGUCACCAGAUCUACAAUUUCUCAACGCUCCCCCUCUGCCCGGCUCGGUUCCUGCGUGUAUAUAUUCGUACCUGCCGAUUUCUCAGAUCUGGAAUCCGUUUUCUUUGCGCUCCUCGAAUCUGCGGUCGAUUUCGGCGGUUUUGAUCGAUUCAACCGAUUUCUCGAUAUUUUUUGCAUCGAUUAAGAUUUCAGGUUCUCGAGAUCUGUGAUCAGGUUGGAGCAUUCAUAGAGGGAUGGCUAGAUAUAAGAGCGAAGAAUAUGAGGGAUUGGAGUAUUUGGAACUUCGGAAACGGUUAAAAGAAGAGAUUAGAAAUAAAAUGAAGAGAGAGUCGGGGACUGCUAGCAGCUCCCGCAAUAUCAAGGGUUCUUCGUCCAAAGAUAAUUUCGGCUCUUUCUUUGGACCAUCACAGCCAUUUAUAGCUCAAAGAGUAAUUGAAGAAAGCAAGGCCUUACUUGAGAAUCCUGAUCUGACAGCUAAGGUUAUGAGGGGAAUUAAUUCGAACUCUAAGCCUCAUGAUUCAAACUCUGUUAGACCAAAUGUCAGUACCAUUAGCAAUGCACCAAAAGUUUCCAACGGGGCAAGAGCAAAAAUCCAGGAGGUAAGAAACGCAAGGGAUUACUCCUUUUUAUUAUCUGAUGAUGCUCCUGCUCCUCCAAAACCUUCAUUGCCUAAAAAAGUCUCUGCUCCCAGUCCUGAUUCACUGCGAGCACAAUCUUUACCAAGGGAUAAGAACCUUUCUAGCAGUGUAAGGAGAAAUAUUUCCAGUAGUCAUGAAGUAAGAAGAUCUCUCCCUGGGGACAGACAGUUAUUGAAACCAAAAUCUGUUUCAACCAGCAAUCAAAGCCUUGCAGCAAGAGAAUAUAAGAAAGAACCUAUUAGAAGCAAUGCAAGGAGUCAUGGUCAGCCUCUGGCACAGAAAAGUCUUCCUUUGAAGUCUUCAGCAUCAGAUCUAAAGAGACCCUUGCCUAAUUUGCCAAGAUCAAAUCCUUUGAAACCACGUCCUCCCACCAUUUCAAAGCAUGCCUCGGUACAGAAAAAGCCAUCUCAAGAAUUUAGCAAGCAGAAGAUGAUUCAGAAACAACCAACUGCCACCUCCUUGAGACCUGCCCCUGCAAAGAUGCAGAAACAUGUUCUUUCUAAGCCUAAUGGGGUAGUGCAGAAACGCGUGGUUCCAUCCUCUAAACCUCAGGGGAAGCAGCCAGCUAUAAAAAAUCCAGAGCGUCGCCCAGCAAAAAGACCUACGAGAUGGGAUGAAGAAGACGAUGAUGACCCACUUUUAGAGAUGAGAAAGAUAACUCGGUAUGAUCCCAGUAAGUACCAUGAUGAUGAUGAUGAUGAUAGUAAUAUGGAGGCUACUUUUGCUGACAUUGAGAAGGAGGAAUUGAGAAGUGCCAGGAUUGCCAGAAAGGAAGACGAGGAAGAGCUCCGCAAGAUAGAAGAGGAGGAAAGGAGGGAACGAUUGAAGAGAGAAAGGAGGGAACAAUUGAAAAGAGAUGCAAAGAAACAAAAGUUGAGGUGAUGAUGAGCUAUAUAUACAUAUCUUGCCUCCCUCCUCCUCCUUCCCCGGUGGGGGGGGGGAGACGACGUCCCCCCCCCAAGGAAGGGACAUGUGCCAUGUAUAUUAGACAUGCCUCAGGGCCUGUGUAGAGGAAGGCUAAUAUGAAAUGCUGCUGAUAUGUGUAACACAAUGAUAAGUGAAACAUUUGAAGUCAGCAGUUUUUCAUAGGCCACUUUUGGGUCCGAUGCCGGAAAGUUUCUCAGUAGGGGAAAUUUAAUUUAAUUUCUUCUUUUUUUCUCCUUCAGAUCCAGAGAGGAUACUUGACCUCAUUUGUCAUUUUAGAAAAAAAAAUCAUAUUGGAGAGGUUUUGUAUAGUUUUUUUUUCCUUCUUUGCUCAGUUUGAUCGGGUCCUUAACUUUAGGGUUAAGGGCAUGUAACUGAGGAAGACUGCAAUUCUUAAAAUAAGAACAUUAUUGUUCUAUAUGUAAUUGAACACUUCUGUGAAAUUUCUGUAAGAAUUCUUCAAGACUUGGAGUUGGAAUCAUCACCUAGUGCUAGUACUCCUAGUAGUACAGAGAAAGAAUAUAUCCCAAGAAAAGAUGCUUCAAGAUGGAAAUGAAUGAUAUCCCAAUGAAAAUUAAGGGUUGGG
Messenger RNA from Cuscuta campestris, 2295 nucleotides. NCBI's taxonomy places the organism in Eukaryota, Viridiplantae, Streptophyta, Magnoliopsida, Solanales, Convolvulaceae. The record is from the annotation of a GenBank genome assembly.